Nothobranchius furzeri (turquoise killifish) is the source of this 7780-nucleotide messenger RNA. It is a transcript of the gene grm8b, whose product is annotated as glutamate receptor, metabotropic 8b. Gene Ontology annotation, molecular function: group III metabotropic glutamate receptor activity. The record is from RefSeq and is a predicted model, not a curated record. Gene Ontology annotation, biological process: G protein-coupled glutamate receptor signaling pathway; regulation of synaptic transmission, glutamatergic. Gene Ontology annotation, cellular component: plasma membrane. Lineage: Eukaryota; Metazoa; Chordata; Actinopteri; Cyprinodontiformes; Nothobranchiidae.
GAUUGAUGAUUGAUUGAUUGAUUGAUUUCAUCCUUGCUGUGGAACACUGGAUCAGCUCUAUACACUUAGGAGAAUCCUGGAGGGUGUGUGGGAGUUCGUCCAACCAAUCCACAUGUUUUUUGUGGAUUUGGGGAAGGCGCUCAACCACAUCACCUAGGGAGUACUCUGAGAGUAUGGGGUACCAGGCCCUCUAAUAUGGCAGUUAGGUCCCUGUAUGACUGGCGUCUGAGUUUGGUUCGCAUUGCCGGCAGUAAGUCAAGCUCAUUCCAGUGAGAGUUGGACUUCACCAAGGCUGCCCUUUAAUAAUAAUAAUAGUAAUAAUAAUAAUAAUAAUAAUAAUAAUAAUAAUAAUAAUAAUAAUACAUCAAACUUGUAUAGCGCUUUUUAGGUCACUCAAAGACGCUUCACAGAAAUGCAAUAAACACGUAAUAAAACAAAGUUAAACAUAGUAAACAGACUAGGGGAUGCUGGGUUGAUCGCAAGGGAAGGCCAAUUUAAAGAAGUGUGUUUUAAGCAGUGACUUGAAAGUAGAAAGAGAGACGGCAUUCCUGAUGAUCAGUGGGAGAGAGUUCCAAAGUGUGGGGGCAGCUGCUGCAAAGGCUCGAUCCCCCAUGGCGUGUUGUUUUGUUUAAAAAGGGGAAAGGAGGUUGGAGUCAGCAGAAAGGAGGUGCUGGGAAGGAGAAUGGUAAUGGAGAAGUUCUGUCAGAUAUGAUGGUGCAAGGUUAUUGAGGCAUUUGUAAGUGAUGGGGAGCAAUUUGUAAUGGAUCUGGUAUGGAACUGGGAGCCAGUGAAGUUGUUUGAGCACUGGGGUUAUGUGGUCCCUGGAGUGAGUGUGGGUGAAUAAACGUGCUUCUGAGUUUUGGAUGUAUUGAAGUUUUUGUAGGGCUGAGGAUGGAAGUCCGUAAAGAAUGCUGUUGCAAUAAUCCAGUCUAGAGGUUAUGAAGGCAAAUAUGAGUGUUUGGGCAGUGGAGUCAGUGAGGGAUGGAUGGAGAUGGGCAAUGUUGUGAAGGUGGAAGAACAAUACCCUGGUGAUGUUGUUGAUGUGGGAGUUGAAGGAAAGGGAAGAGUCAAAGAUAACACAGAGAUUAUGAACUGUAGAGGAGGGAGUCACUGUGAGACCAUCAACUUGUAAAGAAAUAUUUUGAACUGAGGGUAGGAGAUAUUUGGGACCAGUUAUACUGAGUUCUGUUUUGGAGCAGUUCAAUGUGAGGAGGUUGGUGUCCAUCUAAUGUUUUAUGUCAGAGUCCAGUCAGUGUCCAACCAAUGUUUUAUGUCUGAGAGGCAUCCUGAGAUCGUGGAAAGAAUGGCUGGGGUGAUUGAUUUGCUAGGGAUGUAGAGUUGUGUGUCAUCAGCGUAGCAAUGAAAAUGGAGACCGUGUUGGCAUAUGAUAUGACCAAGGGGGAGCAUGUAAAGGAUGAAAAGUAAUGGCCCCAGCACAGAGCCCUGGGGAACACCAUGGGUGACAGGGGCAACAGAUUCCAAAUGCAAAUAGCACACUUGAAAUGAACUCUGGACCUUUAAUGUGCCUUUGUAAUUGGGAUAAUGAGGGAAUAACACACACCUGGCCAUGGAGCAGCUGAGAAGCCAAUUGUCCCAUUACUUUUGGUCCCUUAACAAGUGGGAGGCACAUAUGCAAACUGUUGUAAUUCAUACACCGUUCACCUGAUCUGGAUGUAAAUACCCUCAAAUAAAAUCUGACAGUCUGCAGUUAAAGCACAUCUUGUUCAUUUCAUUUGAUAUUCAUUGUGGUGGUGUAUAGAGCCAAAAAUGUUAGCAUUGUGUCGAUGUCCCAAUAUUUAUGACCUGACUGUAGUUGGGGGUGAGAGAAGAUGGAGAUGAAGGAACAGUGGAGAGGAGUUGAGGAUUUCUGGUCAGUUAUAGUUGGGGUGUUGUAUGUCCAGAUGCUUUGGUUCUAAAGCAGUAAGAACUUUAAUCCUUUGACCUUCAGCGGUGGAAGUUUACAGUUGCUGUGGUGAUGACACAUGUCAUACAUAAAUAUAAUAAAAGAGUAAAAAAUAACAGAUUUGCAUGAAUCAUGGUCAUAUGUAAAAGAUUGGCAGGUUUUAUUAGUGCAGCAAUCUGGUCAGAAUGUGGGUCCAUUUGGAUGAUGAGCUAAAAAUGGCUCAUCUGAAUGAACUCAUGUCCAGUUCUGCUCUAAGCACUGGUAUUUUAUAAACCUUUACAUUCAAUUCAAUUCAGUUUAUUUAUAAAGCGCCAAACCACAACAAGAUUUGUCUCAAAGCACUUCACACAGUAAACAUUCCAAUACAGUUCAGUUCUUUAAGCCAAUCAGUAAAAAGUUUCCUAUAUAAGGAACCCAGCAGGUUGCUUCAAGUUACAGACGAGUGUCAGUAGUAGCUACAUUUAUAUGGGCACAAGUAAUCAGAAUAAACGCCCUAUCAGAUCAACAUGUCUUCAUGUAAACAUGUCAAUCGGCAUAUUCUGAUCCAAUACGACCCGAUCGGAAUGAAAUUCCAUUCCACUUGAGAGAGGCGGUUUUGUCCGAUCAACAUUCUGAUUGAUGUCCAUGUACACACUCAGUUCGUAUUGUUGGAGUAAAAUAAUGCCCACUGUGCAUGUGUACAACUUCAGUGUUACGUCUUUUUGCCUUUGCAGACGCUCAAGACAAGUCCGAGGAGCUGAAAGACGGUGUGAGCAGGUGAUCAUUAGCAUGUUAUUCUGCUCUCUUCUCCUGUGGUGGAGGAGCAGUAGCAUUACGUACCGUUGAGCUUUUAGCUUAGUUAAAGCAAUCAGUAAAAACAAAAGCAUACAGGUAGAAAUGCAAAGAAGGUCCAUAUCGGGGAAAAAAACAUAAGUCAAGUCUUUUUCAAAAUCAAGUCCUGUCUUUCAUGUGAAGCUAAAAAGCAACUUGUUACAGCUACCUUUUUGCCAUUGCUGGAUUAUGGUGAUGUCAUUUACAUGCAUGCCUCCACACAGUGUCUGCAUGCUCUGGAUACAGUAUACCAUGGAGCUUUGAGGUUCAUUACAAAUCUUUAAAUGGUGACUCAUCAUUGUACAUUGUACUCUUGUGUUAGAAGGUCUGCUGAAUAUCGUUGUAGAUUGAAACAGUGGUAUGCUUUAAUCUAUAAGACUGUCCUUGGUUUCCUUCCACUAUACUUGCAGAACUACAUUUCUCAAAAGACUACUGGAGGCUAUUGUAUGAGUUCCCAUGACUUGCUCCUUUUAAAAGUGCCAUGGGUCCACACUGAAUUGGGAAAAAAGCAUUUAGAUAUUCUGCUUCUUAUUCAUGGAAUCAGCUCCAAAACCAGCUGAAUUUAAAAGAACUGGUCUCAGUGAAUGAGUUUAAACAAGUUUUAAAUGUUUUAGAUCGAGACACCAGGAUGUAAAUGCCAUCAUUUAUGAUUCCUGUUAUUGACUCUGCAGGUUGUUUUACUGAUUAUCUUCUUGGUUUUGGAUUUAUGACACACACACACACGCACACACACACACACACACGCACGCACGCACGCACACACACACACACACACACGCACGCACGCACGCACGCACACACACACACACACACACACACGCACACACACACACAAACACGGAUACACAUUUGCACGUAGAUUGCUGUCAAGUCCACAUUACAUUGUAGUUUCAGAAGAGAUGUUAAGUAACUUCUCAAGACUGCAAGAACUGACUUCUGGAUGCAUGGGAAAUGCAACAUCUUGCUGCUGGUGAUGAAAUAAAAAUAACUCUAUAUUUUUAAUUAUAUAACUUUUUUAUUAACAAAAAUUAAUGUGAAAUACCAAAAUGCACAAUGAUAGUUUAAAACUGGGCCUCUUGUAAGUAAUAAACAAAGCAAGCAAGAAAAGAAAAUACAAAAAACAAAUAGACAAAUUUGUAUAAUUAUAAUACGUAGUUGUUUGAAAUGUGUAAAAAAGAAACGAAUGCAUGCCUUUGACAAAUAAACCAUAACAUGUAUUUAUUAUAAAUUAGGGCUGAACAAAUUCAUGAAAAAUACUUAAUUUUACAUUUUCUGACAGAAAUUGUUAUUUUGAUUCACAAUUAUCUUUAGGUACACAUGUUUCAGGAAAUAAAAUGAGUCAGAUCAGAGUUGAGAGGGAGAAAGCUCUGGCACCCUUGUUUCAGACUAGACGUUGGCCAGAGGAGUGUGGAGAAGAAGACGGCAGGAGUUGGAGUCUUACUUCCUGAUAUUUAGACAUCUCAUCUGAUUGGCUAACAGCAACACGACUCUGCCACUGACUGUUUGCUCUGCAACAUUGAUGUUUUAUGUCCACAAUAACAAAAAUGUGGAGGAGUUCUGCUGUGUGGUGGAGUUGCUAAUGGUAAUAGUUAGCUUCUACUAGUCGAGACGUUCACUGCUGUUUUCUGGACGCUAAACCAACAACAACCUUCCCCAUCAUGAGUCAAGAUGGGUGAGUCCAUGAAUGUUAGUGGCAUUGUGACGUAGAUCUGUCAGGUUUUUCUAAUCCUAGAGUUUCACCGUCUGUUUUCUAUCAGAAGCUAAUGCAGGAGAUAGGUGUAGGAGACUAUUUUCAUGUUCAGCCUGCAUGAAAAACUCAGAGUGACUGAUUAUAAUCUGAAUUAAUCAUUAAAAAUGUUUUUAGUGACGUACUACUUGAAAGGUUUUUAAAAUAAGUGCAUUAACUGAACUAUUCUAAAGAAUGCAAUCUCAAUUUCUCCUAACAGAGGCCAUUUUGGUAUGAAAGGUAAGGCCAGAAUUCCCUUAAAAAGUUCCUACUGUUGAUUGUCAAUAUCCUUAAAGAACAAACAGGCCGUUUGUAACCUGCUCUGUGUUACAAGCACUCAUCUCAGGUUUUCUUAACUUGCUGCUGAACUCCUGAAUCUGGACAAAUGAAAAAUUGAAUCAGAAUUUCAUAUAAAUAAAAGUUUAGCUUAGUUUCGAGUCCGUUUGGCCAGAAAUAUUCUUUUGAAGUUUGCAGGUGAUUUCUGCUCCUGUGUAUAAGCUUCACAGACACACUGGCUCUGUUGUUUAAUCUGACUUUCAAGUCAAGGCUGCACGCAUGUUGCCCUGGAAACCUUUCAGGGUCCUCCAUUCAGCAGCUCUGAGGCGAGGAAUGAAAGAGGCGAGUGGGCACAAGCGUCCCGCUUCUGUCUGCCACCGUGCCUCGGACUAUUGGGGAAGGUUGCACAGCAAGAAUCACUCACUGUCAUGGUGGGGUGUGCAUCGCUCAGUCACUGAAGAUUCUCCGGGAACCAAGACCGGGAGAGUUUGACAAGAUCAUCCUUCGUCUGCUGGAGACACCUAAUGCUCGAGCUGUCAUCAUGUUUGCAAAUGAAGACGACAUUCGACGAAUCUUGGACGCAGCAAAACGUCACAACCUCACGGGACACUUCCUGUGGGUGGGCUCCGACAGCUGGGGUUCCAAGAUUUCUCCAGUGGUCCAGCAAGAGCAGGUGGCUGAGGGAGCCGUGACCAUUCUGCCUAAGAGGACAUCUGUGGACGCGUUUGAUCGUUACUUCAAGAGCCGCUCUCUGUCCAACAACCGGCGAAACGUCUGGUUUGCUGAGUUCUGGGAGGAAAACUUUGGCUGUAAGCUGGGGAUGCAUGGCAAGAAACCUGGUCUCCCUAAAAAAUGUACAGGGUUGGAAAAAGUUGGCCGUGAAUCGAUCUAUGAGCAAGAAGGGAAGGUUCAGUUUGUGAUGGAUGCCGUUUAUGCCAUGGCUCAUGCUCUGCACCACAUGCAUCGCGAGCUUUGUGCUGGAUACCCCGGCCUGUGUCCACGCAUGGCCAACAUCGAUGGAAAGGAGUUACUGGCUCACAUCCGUGCUGUCAGCUUUAAUGGAAGUGCAGAGUCGCAGGUGACCUUUAAUGAGAACGGCGAUGCUCCUGGACGCUACGACAUCUUCCAGUAUCAGAUUAAUAAUCGGUCCCAGGCAGAGUACAAGGUCAUCGGACACUGGACCGACCAGCUACAUCUUAACAUGGAGGCCUUACAGUGGCUCACUGAUGACUUGUCCCUUCCAGCUUCUGUGUGCAGCCUGCCCUGCCGUACCGGAGAGAGGAAGAAGGUUGUAAAAGGUGUUCCGUGUUGCUGGCACUGCGAACGCUGUGAGGGGUACCACUUCCAGUCCAGCGAGUUCACUUGUGAGCUCUGUCCCUAUGAAAAGAGACCCAACCAGAAUCGCACCAGCUGCCAGCAAAUCCCUAUCAUCAAGCUAGAGUGGCAUUCACCCUGGGCACUGGCCCCUGUCUUCAUCUCAGUCCUGGGCAUAAUCACCACAACUUUCAUCAUCGUCACAUUUGUUCGAUACAACGACACACCCAUUGUGCGUGCCUCUGGUCGGGAGAUGAGUUACGUCCUGCUGACGGGCAUCUUUCUCUGUUACAUCAUCACCUUUCCUAUGAUUGCUGCUCCUGAUAUUGUUGUGUGCUCUUUCCGCCGUAUCUUCCUGGGCCUUGGCAUGUGCUUCAGCUAUGCUGCCCUGUUGACCAAGACCAACCGGAUCCAUCGUAUCUUUGAGCAGGGGAAGAAAGCAGUGACAGCCCCUCGCUUCAUCUCACCAGCCUCACAGUUGGUCAUCACCUUCUCUCUCAUCUCAGUUCAGCUGCUGGGCAUCAUUGUGUGGUUUGCUGCUGACCCACCACACACAUUCGUGGAUUAUGGAGAACAGCGCACACAGGAUCCUAGGAAUGCUCGUGGUGUACUCAAGUGUGACAUCUCAGACCUUUCACUCAUCUGUUCUUUGGGAUACAGUAUCCUCUUGAUGGUCACUUGCACUGUUUAUGCCAUCAAGACACGCAGCGUGCCAGAGACAUUCAAUGAGGCCAAGCCCAUUGGAUUUACCAUGUACACUACCUGCAUCAUCUGGCUAGCCUUCAUCCCCAUCUUCUUUGGAACAGCACAGUCAGCUGAGCGGAUGUACAUCCAGACAGCCACACUGACCGUCUCCCUUAGCCUCAGUGCAUCUGUAUCCCUGGGCAUGCUCUACGUGCCCAAGGUCUACAUAAUCAUCUUCCAUCCUGAGCAGAACGUUCCCAAACGAAAGCGCAGCUUCAAAGCCAUCGUCACCGCUGCCACCAUGACCACCAAGCUGUCCCAUCUGGCAGCUGAGCGGCCCAACGGUGAAGUGAAGACAGAGCUGUGUGAGGGAGUUGAAGCUAGUGUGCCACCAACAAAAACAACCUACGUCAGCUACACCAACCAUGCUAUGUGAGAAAACAACACCUUCAAACAUGACAAUGUCCUUGGACAUUUAACGAGCACACUCCUGUCAGUCCCAGAGGAGACGACAAUACAGGCUGAUGGAGGAAAAGGAUUCCCUGAGCAGUCAGAAGUAUUGCGGCUGACAGACUGAACCCUUGUCUGUGGUGUUUUUGGUGUUUACAUGAAGCAGGAAGUGGACCUGGAUGGUGGAGAAACCUGCACAUAAUCAUCUACAAAACCAGAAUGUUGGACAUGAAUGGGAACGUGACAAAUGGACAAAAAAAUAAAACAAAACUAUUUUAAACUUUACAAACUUUAAUAUUGUGAGGACCAAUCAUAUAUGUUGUUAUUCUAAUUGUGUGUUUUUGAAAAAAAAAAUAAAGAAACGUAUUGGCUAUGAAAGUUUCUGAUACUAGUUUCUGUCUCACUUUUCUCCUGAACUGCAUUAUGAGAUGAAUCUGUGGUUGUUUUAGCUAAACUGAUAUACUUAUUGAGUUGUGAAACAUCUAAAUGCCAUGGCUGAAUUGAAGCAUGCCUUUUUUAUACAAAUGAUCUAUUUAUAAUAAAGGAAUGUUUCACAAGUCUGCGUUGGGUCCUUUUGAAGACAGUGGAUGUUUGAACAGAAUAAAUGAUCAAAAUUG